Molecule: messenger RNA, 2722 nt
Organism: Pistacia vera
Lineage: Eukaryota; Viridiplantae; Streptophyta; Magnoliopsida; Sapindales; Anacardiaceae
Product: G-type lectin S-receptor-like serine/threonine-protein kinase At4g27290
Exons: 7
Coding region: 88-2508 (806 amino acids)
Biological process (GO): recognition of pollen; protein phosphorylation
Molecular function (GO): protein serine/threonine kinase activity; ATP binding
Source: RefSeq, a predicted model, not a curated record
GAAAAGGUCAACCAUGGGGAGGUUUAUACAAUUGCUUGAAAGAACUUAGAUCAAUAUGCAUACAAUCUGCAAUUUUAUAUCUUGAAAAUGAAAUUGGAGUGCUUUUCAUUCUUCACCUUCUUUUGCUCUUUGAUGUUUUUAUCAGUCAUGGAAUUGUCAUUGGCAGCUGAUAUCAUAAAUCCAGGACAAUCAAUCAGCGAUGGAGAGACAUUAAUUUCUUCAUUUCAAAGCUUUGAGUUAGGCUUCUUUUCUCCAGGUGACUCCAACAAAAGGUACCUAGGGAUAUGGUACAAGAUUAGUCCUAGCACAGUUGUGUGGGUUGCCAACAGAAACAAUCCACUUGAUGAUAAGUAUGGAAAUUUAACUGUGAGCAAUAAAGGAAACCUUGUACUUCUCAACCGAGAUAAGAGCAUUAUCUGGUCUUCAAAUUCAUCAAGGGUGCCAGAACAUCCAGUGGUACAACUCCUAGAUUCUGGAAACGUUGUUCUUAGGGAAAGUACUGACACGAGUUCCAGCAGUUAUAUGUGGCAAAGCUUUGAUUACCCAUCAGACACAUUGUUACCAGGAGUGAAGUUGGGACGGAACUUAAAAACGGGUUUUGAGCGUCAUCUCACAUCAUGGACAAGUGCUAAUGAUCCAUCUUCAGGGGACUUUAGUUUCAGACUUGACAUUUCUGGGUUACCUCAACUGGCUAUUAUGAUGGGGACAAGAAUAGAGACCCGCAGUGGACCAUGGAAUGGUUUCAAGUUUGGUGGCAUUCCCACGAAGGGGAACUCAAUCUUCAUUCCAAGGUUUGUGCAAAACGAAGAGGAGUUGUAUUUCACAUAUGAGACUUUCAACAAUACGGUUAUCACACGAUUACUAAUGAAUCAAUCAGGUAAAGUACAGCGUCUUGUACGGAAUGCAGAAGGUUCUGAAUGGAGUGUCAUGUACUCUUGGCCAUUUGAUGUAUGUGACAAUUAUGCAGAGUGUGGUGCUAAUGGCAACUGCAGAAUUAGUAAGACACCUAUUUGUGAGUGUUUGAAGGGGUUUGUACCGAAACCACAAGAUGAAUGGGAGUCAACUCAGACAAGACAAUGUGUAAAGAAAUUGCCAUCAGAUUGCCAAAGUGGGGAAGGGUUUCUAAAGCUUCCGCGAAUGAAAUUGCCUGACAUAGAUUGGUCCAACAAAAGUAUGAAUCUCAAAGAAUGUAAAGCAGCAUGCACCAAGAACUGUUCAUGCAGAGCUUAUGCGAAUUCCGAACUAACUGGAGGAGGUAUUGGCUGUUUGAUGUGGUUCAAGGACUUGACAGAUAUCAGAGAGUGCUCAAAACAGUUCGACUGGGGACAGGAUAUUUUUAUUCGAGUUCCAGCAUCUGAACUAGAUUUAGAUGAGAAGAAAAGACAGGAAACCAUAAUAGUACUCUCGAUUUUUUCUGGCCUGUUCAUCCUGGUCCUGAUUAUCAUCAUAACUUUGAAGAAAGCAAAGAAAAAAGACGAGGAAAGCAGUAAAGUAGAUAGUGAAGUACCUCUAAUAGAGCUGUCUAUCAUUGUGACAGCUACUAACAAUUUCUCUGAGGAAAACUUAAUUGGAGCUGGUGGCUUUGGCCCUGUUUACAAGGGCAAUCUUCCCACUGGAGAGGAAGUGGCAGUGAAAAGGUUGUCAGAGAAUUCUGUGCACGGAACUGAACAGUUUAGGAAUGAAGCCAUUUUAAUUGCCAAACUUCAACACAAGAAUCUUGUAGCACUUUUGGGAAGCUGUAUUCAAGGAGAAGAAAGGCUGUUGAUAUAUGAGUACAUGCCCAAUAACAGCUUGGAUUAUUUUAUCUAUGAUCUGAAGAAAAGACAAUUAUUGACAUGGGAAAGGCGCUUCAACAUUAUAAAGGGGAUUGCAAGAGGACUUCUUUAUCUCCAUCAAGAUUCUAAGCUUCAAAUCAUUCACAGGGAUUUAAAAGCCAGCAACAUUUUGCUAGACAAUGACCUGAACCCAAAAAUUUCAGACUUUGGAUUGGCAAGAAUCUUUAUGAGUGAUGAUGAAGAAGCAAAAACAAAUAGAGUCAUGGGAACAUUUGGCUAUAUGUGUCCAGAGUACGCAAUGGAAGGGACUUUUUCUGUGAAAUCAGAUGUUUUUAGCUUCGGUGUGUUGCUGCUGGAGAUAGUAAGUGGCCAAAAGAAUAGAGGGUUCUCUCACCCUGCCCACCACCAUAACCUUCUGGGACAUGCAUGGUUACUGUGGAACCAAACCAGGAUCUUGGAACUUAUGGAUUCAUGUUUGGAGGAUUCAUUUGUCAAAUGUCAAGUACUAAGAUGUUUUCAGGUAGGUUUAUUAUGUGUUCAAAAAUCCCCGGAGGACAGACCAGAUAUGUCAUCUGUAGUUUUCAUGCUGGCAAACAAGGGAGCAACUUUACCUCAACCAAGACAGCCUGGUUUCUUCAGUGAAAGAAGCACUGACGAUACAGAACCAGUAUCAAAGAAGAGUGAACCACACACUGAAAAUGCAGUAACCAUAACUAUGAUGGAAGGUAGAUAGAUAAAUAAAGCAAUGUCAAUUAAGGGAAAAGUAACUUGAGGAUGACUGUAUAUAAAAGAUGAUUACUGUUUUAAUCCAUGCAAAGCUUACUUAUUCCUGCAUCUUAACCGUAUUUGCUAAUGCACUGCAACAUCUCAAUUAACUACAAGAAUCCUAGCUAUGUGCAAUCAAUUUGUUCUGCUGUAAAAUAAAUAAACAAACAAAAAAAUUAGUA